AUGUCAACAGGGCGCAGAAGUCAGAGAUCAAAUUCUCAGAAUUCGUCGUAUUCUCAUCUUGCGCGAUGGUUGAAACCGAAACGACGAAAGACAGCUUCCUCUUCAACAAAAUUAGAGGAAUUGUCAGUAUCUGAAGUCCCUGGACUUCCUCAUUUCCUCAGCACAGUGGAAGAUCUUUCUUAUCACCAACCCAACCUCAGCAGUGCAUUUCAAUAUGCCAGAGAGAGAUGGACUCGCAAUGGGAGAUCCUCAAGUAACUAUUCAGUGCUUCCGGUCGGGUCACACAUUCAUAUCACCGAAUCAUCCAAGCCGUUGCUUGAGGACUCUGAAUUUGCGUUCCCUUCACCAGUCAUCGACAAAGAUCCACCUCAGCUAGACCCUCUUCCUGACAUGUCUGCCUGUAGCCUGGAAAGAUCAUCUACCUUACGAGCUUGCAUAGAAGUGGCACCGGAUGAUAAGCAUCUGGCGUACAAAUCGCUGCGGUCCUCCUCACGAACCACUACUAAGCGCGAAAGCAUCACAACUCGUCCCAAGGUCUCGGCAGCACUUACACUACAACCAAUGGGGCGGAAGAGGCUAUCAAUCGCCAGGCCUUUGUCCUCUUGCGAUGUGGUCGCUCCUACGACAAGAGUCGACUCACUUCGUCGUUUUAACAAAUCUGGAGGCCAUAGCCACUUACAAAGAGGUCAGAUUCCGUCAAACUGGACUCAGGGUGAUUCCGACAUAUUACUGGCUAUGAAAGAUGAUCUCACGCGAGAGCCUGGCCAAGGCUCGCCAUCGCGGCGUACCUCGAUCACCACGAUUCAACUACCCACAACUGUACUCGAAAAUUCGUACUUGGCUAUCAAAGACGGCGAUGCAUCGCGACUGGUGCCAGCCACGCAUUCAUCAACAUCAAUUACGCGAUCACAGCUCUCAAAUCGAUCUUCCAGCCAAGGGAGCAGGUCAAUAUAUCCAACCAUGACCUCGAAUCUCUUUCUUGAUUCGUUGUCUUAA
Messenger RNA from Fusarium redolens, 996 nucleotides. RefSeq lists its product as uncharacterized. The coding region runs from base 1 to 996 and encodes 331 amino acids. Lineage: Eukaryota; Fungi; Ascomycota; Sordariomycetes; Hypocreales; Nectriaceae. The record is from RefSeq and is a predicted model, not a curated record. The transcript has 2 exons.